CUAGGAAUUAGCAUUGUGGCAGCAAUGAAAUGCCACUGAUCAACAUUGUUAUCCAGGAAGUCUAUUGGGAUGGGGUGAUCGCCAAAGAUGGAAGACUUUUUACUGGAGACCAAAUUCUUCAGGUCAACAACUGUAACACCAGCAAUGUGUCUCACAACUAUGCCAGAGCCGCCCUUUGCCAGCCCUGGACCACGCUGCACCUGACCGUGCUGCGAGAGCGGUGCUUUGGGGGCCGGACCUACAGCCACUUCAACUGUAGCUCUUCCCGGGAAGAGGUCUUCCACGUGGUCCUUCACAAACAGGACUCUGGUGAACAACUUGGCAUUAAAUUCAUUCGAAGGACCGAUGAGCCAGGAGUUUUUAUCCUUGAUCUGUUGGAAGAGGGCCUGGCUAGCUGCACAGGAUGGAAGGCUGAGCAGCAAUGACUGAGUGCUCGCCAUCAAUGGACACGACCUGAAGCUCGGAACCCCUGAGCUUGCCGCCCAGAUCAUUCAGGUACACGCGGAUAUUCAUUCCACGUGCUCAGCCUUUAUGUCGAUGUUUUCAUAACAUGAGAACCUGAGGGAUAUUUGAUAUUUCAUGGGGAAAUCAAACAUGGCUCCCCAAAUCCUUCCAAAUGCACAAGAGAUUAUUUUAUCAUUACAGAUAAAAUCCUGUCUGGAAAACUGUAUCCCUGUGAACAUUUAGCCUUGCUCUUUAUAGAGUGAAGGCUCUAUAUUUUCACAUGGGUUUUUCAUUUGCUCCAUGGGCUCCACCUAAGCCCAGACAUAAAAAACACAUUUAUGUCCACAUUUAACAGGUGAGACAAGCAAAGCUUGAAGGAGCUGUGGUUCCAAAGUUUUGACUUCUCUGCUCUUGUAACGUUCACUCUCUGCUUCAGCUCCAUACAAGUGGGGAAAGUCAACUUUUAUUGAGAAGAACUCAUUAUCUCUGUAGUGCCUUUUUUAUAAAGCAUUCAGAGCAUUUCAAACACAUCAUAACUUGUGUUCUUACAGUAGCCCUGUGAAGUAAAGAUGGUUAUUAUUAGAGAAAAAAAAUUUUCAAUAAGAGCAUUAAAAUAGGUAAAGUAGAGUGGCACCUGGGUGGCUCAGUCAUUAAGCAUCUGCCUUCAGCUCAGGCAUGAUCCCAGGGUCCUGGCAUCCAGUCUCACAUCGGGGCUCUCUGCUCAGCCAGGAAUCUGCUUCUCCCUCUCCCACUCACCCUGCUUGUGUUCCUUCUCUUGCUUU
This is a messenger RNA of Mustela lutreola (European mink), 1226 nucleotides long. RefSeq names its product ligand of Numb protein X 2-like. The record is from RefSeq and is a predicted model, not a curated record. The transcript is spliced from 2 exons. Lineage: Eukaryota; Metazoa; Chordata; Mammalia; Carnivora; Mustelidae. Gene Ontology annotation, molecular function: ubiquitin-protein transferase activity; protein binding. The coding region runs from base 30 to 425 and encodes 131 amino acids.